Molecule: messenger RNA, 1593 nt
Organism: Fonsecaea erecta
Lineage: Eukaryota; Fungi; Ascomycota; Eurotiomycetes; Chaetothyriales; Herpotrichiellaceae
Exons: 2
Coding region: 1-1593 (530 amino acids)
Source: RefSeq, a predicted model, not a curated record
AUGCAUUCGACUCUGAGUCUCCUGAUCGGUGCCCGGUUGAAGAAUCGACUUUUUCCACGCUCUAAAUCUACUCAUGAAACAGAUGGCGCCGACCCCAAAGAGCCUUCUUCCGGUCCCCGGGCGCGCUCAUGGCGUAGACGCGUGGAGAAAUGGUCAUAUCUCUCAAAGCUCCCAGAGAAUCAGGCUAGUGGUGAAGCAGGUGGUCUCCCGUCCUCCUCCAAAGCCACGUCUCAUGGUGUGACAGAGCAAGAACAAGAGCUGGAGGCAAUGCGAGAUGGUAACGUUCAGGAAGAAGCAGUCGCGGGGAGCCCUCGCGUGGUCGAUUGUAUCGCCAUAUUGCGAAAAUACCGAGACGUCAAUGCACAAGUUCUGAACCAGAUCUUUGAGUUGAACACUAUGAGGGCUCCCAUGUUCACGCAGACGGAGGACGUAGUCAACUCGUUACAGGGGCUUCUACGUCAAGUGACCGACCAUAUAAAAUCGGUGGAUUUACCCGAGCAGUUCACGGUCCAGCUUGGUGAUAUCCACCGCACAUUCGAUCUAUUCCGCAAGGGCCCAUUUGCCUCUUUCCGGGCAGAAGAGGCACGAUGUGCUUAUCUGGAAAACACUAUCAUCCAAUCUCUCUUUCACUCUGGGAGACGUUUAGAUGGGUUCCUGCAGACGAAUGCAGACGACUCAGCUUUCCCAGAGUCAAAUACUAUUGUGAGCCUGGCAGACGAACAAGAAGACUUGGAAGAGGAACAUGACGAGCAUUCCCCAGAAGAUAUUCGAUACUUGUCAAUGAUAGGCGAUCGAGAAAUGAUACUUGAACAACUCUGCGAUCUCCGCGGCGAACAGAGAGAACUACUCGAAGAGCAGAAGUCAAGAGCUCACUUCGGUCUCAGCUUAGACGAGGACUCGUUGCGUUUUCUAAGUUCUUUCGAACCACAUGAAGAGGCGCUGCUUGACGAGCUAGAAUAUGCGGACCUGGGCGUGGAGGCUUUGAAGCAGCUCAUGUCAGACGACGAAGCUCUAGCAGUCUCAAACGAAACUUCUGGGCGUGAGCCGGACGAGGAUGAAGGCGCCAUAAAGUAUCUCGAGCGAGAGAUACUGCUAAGACAGCCCAUUUCUCCCAGUCCCCGAAAAGAGAUGCAAAGUCGGUUCUAUAAAGAGAUGCUGCAUCGCAAAAUCAGAUUGAUAGACCACCUCCGGGGGCCAGACAUGACACCAGCAGACCCUAGCGACUUCAUCAAUGCAUGGCUGCUGCACCGAUUACGAUUUCUGCCUCGACUCCUCGGCGAGUACACUUCACUCACUGAGACACAUUACGAAGAAGUCGAUGAUGAGGAUUUAGAGCAUGUCUUCUUGGAGAAGUGGUUCAACGACUCCUCAGCGGCAGAUUUUGCGAAGCAUCGUACAUUUGCCGACGAACAAUCAAUGCAAGCAAGUCUCGCAGAGUCGAGAGAUCUGACGCAGCGAAGCCUUUCAGCCAUCCCUAUCCCUGCACCGUCUUUGCCGUUGCUGAGCCUGGGGCCUUCAACGACCACAGAGGACAUCAUUGCGCACGCAAUGCAGGCACGGGGCAUAUCGCCUUCACCUUUGUCUCCUCCAUAG